AUGACUAUCAAUAAGUGCCAGGGCCAGAGUAUGAGUCAUGUGUCAUUGGUACUGAAGGACCAGGUAUUUGCUCACAAACAAUUAUACGUGGGCGGUGAAGCCGUCAUGACAGAAGUUACAUUGGAAUUUGGGAGUAACCUGCAUGUCAACUGCCACCAGUUUGAGUUAGAAAUGAAACCAAAUUGGAAUUAA
Molecule: messenger RNA, 192 nt
Organism: Puccinia graminis f. sp. tritici CRL 75-36-700-3
Lineage: Eukaryota; Fungi; Basidiomycota; Pucciniomycetes; Pucciniales; Pucciniaceae
Exons: 3
Coding region: 1-192 (63 amino acids)
Source: RefSeq, a predicted model, not a curated record